Ochlerotatus camptorhynchus is the source of this 252-nucleotide messenger RNA. RefSeq names its product histone H2B-like. The transcript is spliced from 2 exons. Gene Ontology annotation, molecular function: structural constituent of chromatin; DNA binding; protein heterodimerization activity. The record is from RefSeq and is a predicted model, not a curated record. The coding region runs from base 1 to 252 and encodes 83 amino acids. NCBI's taxonomy places the organism in Eukaryota, Metazoa, Arthropoda, Insecta, Diptera, Culicidae. Gene Ontology annotation, cellular component: nucleosome.
AUGGCACCGAAAACUAGUGGAAAGGGCGCAAAGAAGUCUGGAAAGGCGCAGAAAGUCAUCGCCAAGGGAGAGAAGAAGAAGAAGAGACAGCCAUCUUCGAACUCGUCCCGUCUGGCUCAAUACAACAAACGCUCGACGAUCACGUCCCGCGAAAUCCAAACUGCGGUCCGUCUGCUGGUGCCGGGUGAGUUGGCCAAGCACGCUGUCUCUGAAGGAACCAAGGCCGUCAUCAAGUACACCAGCUCAACGUAG